AAUGACUACAACUGCACUUGCGUGCCUGGCUUUGUAGGAAAGAAUUGCUCAAAUAGUAAGUCUUUUAAGAUGAAAUCAAGUCUUAAAAAAGAUUGAGAUUUUCGGAUUAACACCGAACAGCAAAUGGUAAUCGUAUUCCAAGUACAUCGGUCCACGACUUCGCUUGCUCGUUUUGAAAAAGGCGUUUUGCAUAAGUUACAGAUCCAAGUUCCCUUACUUGUUUUGAAACUUACGAAGAGGAUCCCUCUAUACAAGGAAAAAGGCACACUAAUUGAUAUUUCUCCCAUGGGCAAUUUUAAUUUGGGCAAGAUUAGUUUGAAAAGAAUUUCCCUUGUGGAGUCAAGCCGAUGUGGAAUAAAACUAAACGCCUUCAAUUGAUGCGACAAGUGAAUCUUCUAUAAUUAUGUGUUCCUUAAUUUUGUAGACAUGGAUAUUUUAUUGUCGUCAAUCCUUACCAUGUUUUUUUUUUCUUCAGACACUGAUGACUGUUAUCCAAACCCGUGUCUAAACAACGGAACAUGUACAGACGGAGUGAAUGACUACAACUGCACUUGCUUGCCUGGCUUUGUAGGAAAG
Porites lobata is the source of this 576-nucleotide messenger RNA. The record is from the annotation of a GenBank genome assembly. Lineage: Eukaryota; Metazoa; Cnidaria; Anthozoa; Scleractinia; Poritidae.